Molecule: messenger RNA, 1167 nt
Organism: Diaporthe amygdali
Lineage: Eukaryota; Fungi; Ascomycota; Sordariomycetes; Diaporthales; Diaporthaceae
Exons: 2
Coding region: 1-1167 (388 amino acids)
Biological process (GO): maturation of SSU-rRNA from tricistronic rRNA transcript (SSU-rRNA, 5.8S rRNA, LSU-rRNA)
Cellular component (GO): nucleolus
Source: RefSeq, a predicted model, not a curated record
AUGGCGCCCGGGACGGUGGUAUUGGGCAAGAGAAAGCGAAGGGUGCCGGCCGACAAGGCCGCCGAUGCCGACGCCAAGGCGGAGAAGGCUGCUGCCAUGGAGGAAGCCCAAGCCAUCUUCAGGAAACACUUUGAGGCCCAGUUCGCUCCCCUUGGAGGGUCCGGUGACGAGGCGAGCAGGCCGGCCGCCAAGGACCGGAGGAAGGCGUCUGCGGGCAUGGAAGCAGAUGGCGGCGACGGUGCGGCAGGGGUGGAGGACAUGAGAUCCGAAACCUCUGACUCUGGGGAAGACGAGGACGGGCAGGAUGAGUGGGAUGGCCUCUCUGCGGAGGAGGAUGACGACGAAGACGAGGGCAGUGAAGACGGCGAGGGCAAUGACGACAGCAGCGAGGGAGAUGAAACAUCAGCAGGGUCCGAAACAGAGGAAACGAACACCCAGGUCGAGGUGGUAGACUACUCCAAGCCCACCCCGUCCCUCUCUACGCUCACGCCCCAGACCGCCCUCAUGACCAAGCGCGAGAUGCGCGCCUACCUGUCCUCCCGGCCGCCAGACGCCGUUUCAAGCGCGGAAGGAGGGAAGGGCAAGCAGGCGGCCCGGGCGAAACACCAGCGACAGGGAGGGGGCAACAACGACGAGGACCCGCAGAACGAGGACUCGAGGUCGCUGCUCGCCAGCGACCUAGAGCUACAGCGGCUCAUCUCGGAAUCCCACAUCCUCUCGGCCACGAACCCGUUCAACACAGCCGCCUCGGGCGCGAGCCACGCCAGCAAGGCCUUCUCCGAGGGCCGCACGCGCGCCCUCACCACCGACCUGCGGCUGCAGAAGCUCGGGUCCAAGGACAGCAUCUUCAAGCAGCAGAAGAUGCCCAUGGCCAUGCGCAAGGGGAUCCUCGGCGCCAGGGCCUCGCGCGAGGACAAGAGGCGCCGCGAGGCCAAGGAGAACGGCAUCAUCCUCGAGAGGCCCGAGGAGGGGGGCAGCAGCGGCAGCAGCAAGAAGGCGAGGAGGCACAAGGGCAAGGGGUCAGACCUGCCUGUCGACAUGCCCGGCAUGGGCAGGAUGAAGGGAGGCGAGCUGCGGCUGAAUAAGCGUGACGUCAGGGCCGUGGAGAGGGAGGGCAAGAGGAUGACAGAUUCUCGUGGGAAGGGGAAGCACCGCAAGCGGAGGUGA